Molecule: messenger RNA, 762 nt
Organism: Humulus lupulus (European hop)
Lineage: Eukaryota; Viridiplantae; Streptophyta; Magnoliopsida; Rosales; Cannabaceae
Exons: 4
Coding region: 1-762 (253 amino acids)
Source: RefSeq, a predicted model, not a curated record
AUGGAUCCAUACAUGCAAUGUAGAUUGGCCUUACAGGAUAAUAUAGAAUCAUUUACAAAUAUGUUGAUGAAUGAUAAUGGUGAAAUGAAAACUCGAGGUCCUACACAAAUGCGUGAAAUAUGGGGGAACCAUGAUGGAGAGAAGAUAAAAAUCACAUGCAACAAUUUUGGACAGCCAUAUGAUAAAAGUGCAAGCAAAAUUUCAAGCUUUAUUGGGACAUUAGUAAGAGAUGGAAAAAAUGCUCAAAUUAAUUAUAAAACUUGGCAUGAGGUACCUGCUAAAUACAAACUUGGAAUGUGGAAAAUUAUACAGGAAAAAUUUGAAAUUCUUCCUCAAGCUAAGAAUUGGACUUUCAGAACGUUUGGUAGGAAACUUAGAGCUCGGAAAUCUUAUCUUAAAAAAACUUAUUAUUUGGAGCACUUAUCUUUUGAGGAGCAAAAUAAAUAUAAAGACAAACGAGUAUAUGAUGACCAAUGGGAGGAACUAAUAAAAUAUUGGGCAACAGAAAAUGCAAUGAAAAAGGAUGGUGCAAGUACACCAACACGUGCAACCAUGUUCAAAAUAUGUUACUCAAAAAAAGAUAAGAGCAUUGCUAAUGAGAAAACAAAAGAAGCAAUGUUACAAUUACAAGAGAAAGAAGAACUGAAUGAAGAUGCAUCAAAAGAAAAGAGUAAAAAUGACGUUUUUUCUGAAGUUAUGGGUAAAGAAAAACAUGGAUUAGUUCGCAUGUAUGAAUUUGGUGUUUGCCCAUCUGAUGUGUAG